Fraxinus pennsylvanica is the source of this 1254-nucleotide messenger RNA. The record is from the annotation of a GenBank genome assembly. NCBI's taxonomy places the organism in Eukaryota, Viridiplantae, Streptophyta, Magnoliopsida, Lamiales, Oleaceae.
AUGGACGUUGAAAAUUCCAAAAUUGACCCUGAAAGGGCAAAAAGGACAUCUCGGCAAAAGCGGCCAGGUUCGUUUAAGCCAGAGUUUCAUUUCCCCGUUUUUAAACAAGAGAAGGACAGCACCUCACACUUCCUACGCAACUCCACAAGGGAGACCCAUUUUCAUAAAGGCCUCAGAGAUCAUAUUAAGAGAUGGCAGAAGCCGAGGAUAUUCAGCCUCUUGUAUGUGAUAAUGGAACAGGAAUGGUCAAGGCUGGAUUUGCUGGAGAUGAUGCUCCGAGGGCAGUCUUCCCCAGUAUUGUGGGCCGCCCACGUCACACUGGUGUCAUGGUUGGCAUGGGCCAAAAAGAUGCCUACCAAUUGGGAUGACAUGGAGAAAAUUUGGCAUCAUACCUUCUACAAUGAACUUCGUGUGGCUCCAGAAGAGCAUCCUAUUCUCUUGACAGAAGCCCCUCUUAACCCCAAGGCAAAUCGUGAAAAGAUGACUCAAAUCAUGUUUGAGACUUUCAACACUCCAGCUAUGUAUGUUGCCAUUCAAGCCGUUCUUUCGCUUUAUGCCAGUGGUCGUACAACUGGAAUUGUUCUGGACUCUGGUGAUGGUGUCAGCCAUACAGUCCCCAUCUAUGAAGGUUAUGCACUCCCCCAUGCAAUCUUGCGUCUUGAUCUAGCCGGGCGUGAUCUCACUGAUGCCCUCAUGAAGAUACUGACUGAGCGAGGUUACUCUUUCACCACAUCCGCUGAGCGUGAAAUUGUAAGAGAUAUAAAAGAGAAACUAGCUUACAUUGCUCUUGACUAUGAACAAGAGCUAGAAACUGCAAAAACCAGCUCAUCUGUGGAGAAGAACUAUGAACUGCCCGAUGGACAGGUGAUCACUAUUGGUGCAGAACGAUUUCGCUGCCCUGAAGUACUUUUCCAGCCAUCAAUGAUUGGUAUGGAAUCUGCUGGAAUACAUGAAACGACUUAUAACUCUAUCAUGAAGUGCGACGUAGAUAUUAGGAAGGAUCUGUAUGGAAACAUUGUCCUGAGUGGUGGUUCGACAAUGUUCGGGGGAAUUGCUGAUAGGAUGAGCAAGGAGAUUACAGCAUUAGCUCCAAGCAGCAUGAAGAUUAAGGUGGUGGCUCCACCUGAGAGGAAGUACAGUGUCUGGAUUGGAGGUUCCAUUUUAGCCUCUCUCAGCACAUUCCAGCAGAUGUGGAUAGCAAAAGCAGAGUACGAUGAGUCUGGACCUUCGAUUGUCCACAGAAAAUGCUUCUAA